UAGGUUUUGAUUACAAGUGGAAGGCAGGUCUUGGAAAUACGGGAUGGCUACUAAUCAGCUUUUACAGACUAGGCAAAAGAAGAAGUCCUCUAAGGAAUCAGUGUUGUUCCCCAGCAGAAUCAGUACUGAGCAGCAGUCUGUGGUGCUGGUGAAGAGGCUCCUGGCCAUCUCUGUGUCCUGUAUAACCUACAUGAGAGGGCUCUUCCCGGAGAGCUCGUACGGAACUCGCUACUUCGAUGACCUCUGUCUAAAAAUUCUGCGAGAAGAUAAAAGCUGUCUGGGAUCCCUGCAGAUAGUCAAGUGGAUCCAAGGUUGUUUUCAUGCUUUGGAGAGGCAAUAUUUGCACAUUGCUCUCCUCGCAAUUUACACCAAUCCCAAGGAACCGGAGACAGUGACUGAACUGUACCAGUUCAAAUUCAAGUACAAGAAGGAGGUGCCCCAGAUGGACAUCAUCAGCAACCAAGUGAACUUUGUGGAUGGGGUGUGCAGUGAGGAUGUUAAACAGGCCAGCAGGCUCCUGAUCCGGAAACUCUACCUGCUAAUGCAGAACCUCGGCCCACUUCCCAAUGAUGUUACCCUCACCAUGAAACUCCUCUACUACAAUGAUGUAACUCCUGAUGACUACCAGCCCCCUGGCUUUAAGGCAGCUGGCAGCCCUGCUGACCUGUUGUUCGAUGGUGAUCCUGUCAACCUGAGAGUAGGGUCAGUCUCUACCGGCUUCCAUCUCAUAAAAGUGAGAGUGACAACUGAAAAGAAGAGAAUGGGGAAGGUUGAGAGCAACCUGAUCAAGAGGAAUGGCCCUACUGAGAUCUCCCAUCAAGGGUUAGACUGUGAUGAAGAGGAAGAAGAGGGGACCACAAAGAGUCACCCUCUCCCUGUCAAAGCAGAUUCAAGUGAGCAUGGAGAGGACAAAAGUGACAGAUGGAAAAUGGAAGCAUCUUCUUACCUUCAAGAUACAGGUGGAAAGAAGACAACUGGAGUCAAGGAGAUGGGCAGGAUGCUUUGCUCAAGGGGAUCUCAGCAGAUAAACUGCCUGAACCUUGCCUUUAGCCAGGAAGAGGUAACAGGACCCAAGAAGAAAAGGAAGGUCAGUGAACCAGAGAAGCUUCUUCUGGAAGGCAGGAAAUCAUGUUAA
Nestor notabilis (Kea) is the source of this 1135-nucleotide messenger RNA. It is a transcript of the gene HORMAD2, whose product is annotated as HORMA domain containing 2. The transcript has 12 exons. Lineage: Eukaryota; Metazoa; Chordata; Aves; Psittaciformes; Psittacidae. The record is from RefSeq and is a predicted model, not a curated record. Bases 44 to 1135 code for a protein of 363 amino acids.